Crotalus tigris (Tiger rattlesnake) is the source of this 2999-nucleotide messenger RNA. RefSeq names its product tyrosyl-DNA phosphodiesterase 1 (gene TDP1). Lineage: Eukaryota; Metazoa; Chordata; Lepidosauria; Squamata; Viperidae. Gene Ontology annotation, cellular component: nucleus. The record is from RefSeq and is a predicted model, not a curated record. Gene Ontology annotation, molecular function: double-stranded DNA binding; single-stranded DNA binding; 3'-tyrosyl-DNA phosphodiesterase activity. Bases 583 to 2367 code for a protein of 594 amino acids. The transcript is spliced from 15 exons. Gene Ontology annotation, biological process: single strand break repair; double-strand break repair.
UUUCACUGGUGGACUGCUAGUGGGGUGUUUUUGGGAGUUAUUUUCCGUUUCUUGUCUUCUACUUUCUUCCACUUAUAGCUUGUUCCGGUUUGAUUUCUAGCGCGCAGUGCACCUGCGGUUCCCUGCCUUAUAUGAACAGAUCCCGCGAUCGUUUUCUGCUCCGUGUUAACAAAGUGUGCGACGUGGCUGGCGAUGGAUUUAAGUGUAUAGCAGUGGCGAACGAUUUAAAACAACUAAAUUCAGGAUAUUGAAUUAUCCUCAUGUACUGCCUCCUGCCCAGUAUAUUUUAUCAAUCUGUUUUAUAUCGAUUAUGGCUUGCCUCUGGUGAACUAAAAAGAUAGAAAACGAGUUUGCCUGUUACAGACUUACUGCUUUUAGGAACGGAGGGCAAGGAGUGUAUAAACAACCAAAUACAAUUGAAUUCUCCUUGGAUGGCCCUGAAUGGGAAUGUGUGAAAGCUGAAGGCACAGCAUGAUAGCUAAUUGACUGAAGGGGCUUCUGCACUGUGAGAAGGUGGGAGAAGUAGUCUCCUUUAGAUUUUCCUGGAGAUUUCUCUCUCUUUUUCCCUUGAUACAGGCUAUCAUGUCUCAGGAAAGUCAGCAUGGGAAAUGGACAUUGUCCAGUAGUGAAGACAGUAUGGAUGAGUUAGUUGAUUCUGAGAAGCCUUCUACCUCUGUGGUGCAGAGAGGUCAGGAAAGUAAAGAGAGUAGUCACUCUUGCUCGGAGGCAAGGAAAGUUGCUCUCAAGAGAAAAAUGUCUCCUCUGAAAUAUGUAGCUGGAAAUCUUCCACAGGAGGAGGCCUCAGAUCAGAAAUUUGCACAGGAAGACUUUGGCUGGUGUCUUUCAAGUAGUGAAGAUGAGGAUCUUAAAGCCUCGAGUGGAAAUAGAGAUGCAAUAAGUACAGUCAGAAAAGCAGAGAGUAGUACAUCCAUGGAGCUGCCAAAAACGUGUAAGAUUUCAUCAAGUUGCAAGUCUGCAGUCCCAUCUGAAGUGCAGGAUACAUGGGAUCUGUUGAAUGGGCAGAACCCCUUCAGAUUCUUCCUCACUAAAGUCAAAGGAAUUAAGUCAAAAUACAAUUCUGGAGCCCUUCAUAUAAAAGAUAUUUUAUCUCCUCUUUUUGGGACUCUUGUAUCUUCUGCUCAGUUUAAUUAUUGUAUAGAUGUGGAAUGGCUGGUCCAGCAAUAUCCAAAGGAAUUCAGGGACAAACCUUUAUUAAUAGUCCAUGGAGAGAAGCGAGAAUCCAAGGCUGAGCUACAUGAAGAUGCUCACCCAUAUAAAAAUGUUCGUUUAUGCCAGGCAAAAUUGGAUAUUGCCUUUGGAACCCACCACACGAAAAUGAUGCUGUUGAAUUAUGAAGAAGGUCUUCGAGUGGUGAUACACACAUCCAAUCUUAUUGAUGAUGAUUGGUACCAGAAAACACAAGGAAUAUGGCUAAGUCCUUUGUAUCCAAGAUUGCCUCCUGGGAGUGCUGAGUCUGAUGGUGAAUCUCAUACAAAUUUUAAGUCAGAUCUAAUAAGCUAUCUGGUAUCUUAUAAUUCUGCUACUCUGAUGGAAUGGGUUGAAAUAAUUAAGCAACAUGAUCUUUCGGAGACAAGAGUAUAUCUUAUUGGGUCAACUCCAGGUCGAUACCAAGGUAAUGCAAAAGAAAAAUGGGGUCAUCUUAAACUGAGAAAGCUUCUGAAGGAACAUGCAGUACAAAUACCUGAUCAAGAUCUUUGGCCGAUAAUAGGACAGUUCUCAAGUAUUGGAUCAAUGGGAAUUGAUCAGUCCAAAUGGCUGUGUUCAGAAUUUAGAGAAAGUUUGGGGAGUUUAGGAAGCAAUUUGAAGACUCCUUCAAAUGAAAUUCCGAUCCAUCUGAUUUACCCAAGUGUUGAAAAUGUGAGACAAAGUUUAGAAGGUUAUCCAGCUGGGGGUUCUCUUCCAUAUAGUAUACAAACUGCACAAAAGCAGCUUUGGCUAAACUCUUAUUUCCACAAAUGGUCAGCUGAAACUUCAGGUCGUAGUCAUGCAAUGCCACAUAUUAAAACUUACAUGAGAGUAUCCUUGGAUUUCCAGAAGAUUGCAUGGUUUCUAGUGACAAGUGCCAAUCUUUCUAAAGCUGCUUGGGGAGCUUUUGAGAAAAAUGGCACCCAGCUGAUGAUCCGAUCAUAUGAACUAGGAGUUUUGUUCCUGCCUUCAGAAUUUGACUUGAAUACAGGGUAUUUCCAAGUAAAGGAAAACAUGUUGUCUAAUACAUCAGUAUUGUCAUUUCCUGUCCCUUAUGAUCUGCCCCCUGAGAAGUAUGAAAAAAAAGAUCGCCCAUGGAUUUGGAAUAUUCCUUACAUCAAAGCUCCUGAUACACAUGGUAAUAUGUGGGUUCCUAAGUGAAUAGUUUAAAGUAAUUCUGAAUCUUUAUUCGGAGUCAUUUGAAUACCUGUCAGAUUUUAUUAUUGAUAUCUGUACACUUGAAAAUAAUUGUUUGAAUAAAAUAAAAUAAAAAUAAGCUACUUUGAAUUAUUAUUAACAGCAUUUAUGAAAAAAUAACUGCUUUGAAGAUUAGCAGUUCUAAAUCUCAUGAUAAAUCAUACUUUUGAAAUUACAUGUAUGCAGAUGGUCCUUGUUUAGUGACCAUAAUUGGGGCUACCAACUCAGUCAUUAAGCAAAGUGGUCACUAAAUGAAAUAGCUAAUGUUCUUCAUCUUUCCUUUGCUUAUAGACCUGCCAAGUCAUAAAUAUGAGAAUUGAUCAUAAAGCUUUUUUUACUAAUAGAACAUUUUUCAUCAAUGUUGUAACUGAACGGUUACUUAAAUGAGGCAAUUGCUAAACAAGAUCUACCUGUAAAUUAGAAAAUUUUGAAAUGGCCAUGUCAGAUAGUUGUAUUUUUUAGCCAGAAUAUCUUUAAUCCUUUUGGGGAGUUUUGUGAAAUUCUGAAUGUGAUAAAAGAGAAAGUUUACAGAAAAUUGAAAUAAAGUACCCAGCUGUGUUAGCAAUAAAAAUGAAAUUAUAUAUAUUUUUUGCAAA